AUGAAGGACAACCAGAGGCUCCAGACCCACAUCCCGCAGCUGUUUGAGAAGAGUCCGAUAACAGGAGACCACAGCCUGCUGUGGUUGGCUGGACAGACCUGCUGCUUGGCUCUGAAACAUGAGGAUCCACACCAGGCAGUGUUCCUAGCAGGUCCUAUGACCAGUGAGGAAGUGGAGGAUCUAAGUGGAAACCCCUUAGAGUGGGCUUUGUUGGACACAUUUGACUGUAGUCAUGCUCUACCUCCUGAAUCUCAACAGUACUUUGAGUACCUGCAGAGCAGAGGGGUGACUCACUUCAAAGUACCUCUGUCAUGGACUCAGAUCCUUCCUACAGGUCUGUCCAGCCAGUCCCAGAAUGCUGUGGUCUCCUGUUAUCAGACUCUGCUCAAACAGCUGCGGGAUGUAGGUUUGGAGCCUCUGGUCGUCCUUCAUGAAGCUGCUGUGCCUGAAGCUUUGAGAUCCAAGUAUGGAGGCUGGGAGAGUGAGCAAGUGCAGGGGAUGUUUCAGCAUUAUGCAGAGUUUGUGUUUGGACAGUUUGGAGAGUUGGCACACUACUGGGUGACUCUGAGCAGCCUGGAUGAGCUGAGGGAUGCCGAAAUGCAAAACACUCUAGAUGCACACAACAGGGUUUACCAGAGCUAUCAUCAGCUGUUUCCUGGGAGAGGUGGAGUAUCAGUGGGACUGAAGGCCAACAAAGUACCAAUCAUCUGUGAACAGCUGAAAUAUUCAGAUUUCAUCUCCAUUAAGAUUCAGUACGACUGCAGAGCUGGAAAAGAGCUGGCUGAGGAACUACAACAUAUGUUGGCUGAGUGUCAAGAAAAACCCAUUCUUUUCUAUGAGGUGAACAUCGACAACUGCUCUCCUUAUCAGUUCCUUCAUUCCAGUCAAGGUGACCAAAACAAAGUCAGAGGCGUACCUGAAACUUCAUCCUGUUCCACCUACUGCAAGACGUGGAGUAACUUCGCCACCAUGACCUCAUCUGAGCGAGAUGCCUUCCUGAAUGAAUCCUUUCCAGAUGGCUUCCAAUGGGCGACGUCCAGCGAGUCCUUCAAAGUUGAAGGUGGUUGGACUGAAAAUGGGAAAGGAGAAACCAUUUGGGACCGUUUCGGUCAUGAAAACAUGGUUUAUGAGAAUCAGACUGCUGAUCUAGCCUGUGACAGUUAUAAUAAGGUGGACUAUGAUGUCUACCUCCUGCGGGGUCUUCAUGUCAACACGUACCAGUUUUCCAUCUCCUGGGCCCGAAUCUUUCCCUCAGGCUACCCCGAGAGCCAAUCAGAGGAAGGGACUUUCUACUAUGAUAAGCUGAUAAAUGCUCUGAUUGAGUCUGGCAUCCAGCCUGUCGUCACUCUCUACCACUGGGAUCUGCCCCAAGCACUUCAGGACAACGGUGGAUGGACUAAUGCAUCCAUCGUUGAUGCCUUUAAGGACUAUGCAGACUUCUGCUUCUCCAGGUUUGGAGACAGGGUCAAGACCUGGAACACAUUCAGUAGCCCGUGGGUGGUGAGCCAUGCUGGGUAUGGCACUGGUGAGCAUGCCCCUGGGGUUAAAGACUAUGUGGUUGCUUCCUAUCAGGUCACACACAAUAUACUUAAGUCUCAUGCAGAGGCCUGGCAUGUCUACAAUGACAAAUACAGAUUUGCACAAGAAGGCAAAAUAGGCAUUGCAUUGAACUCUGACUGGGCAGAGCCCAAAGACCCUUCCAAACCUGAAGAUGAACUAGCAGCAGAUCGCUACCUCCAGUUCAUGCUGGGCUGGUUUGCACAUCCCAUAUUUGUUAAUGGAGAUUAUCCUGAAACCCUCAAGACUCAGACUGAGCAGAAAAGAAAUGGGUGCCCUUCAUCAGAGCCUGCAAGACUUCCUGCUUUCACAGCUGAAGAGAGCAGGAGAAUAAAUGGAACAGCUGACUUUUUUGGAUUGAACCACUACACGUCCCGGCUGGUCAACAACAGUGUUGGCGGCUGUACCCCAGGUCCUCAAGGGGUGGGUGACUUUCAGGCUCAUGUGGAUCCCUCAUGGACCUCAACAGCUUCUGAUUGGAUCUAUUCUGCACCUUGGGGACUCCGACGACUACUAAACUAUAUCUCUGAAGAGUACUUAAAUGCGACCCAAGUGCCCAUCCACAUAACCGGGAAUGGAAUGCCUUCUGAGUACACUGGGGAAACUCUCAAUGACGUCCAUCGAGUCGAGUACCUAAAGUGUUACAUCAAUGAGGCUCUGAAAGCAAUACAUUUGGAUGGUGUAAAUGUGCAGCGGUUUACUGUCCAGUCGCUCAUGGAUGGCUUCGAAGGCCCACAAGGCUACAGUGAAUGUUUUGGACUGCAUCACAUCGACUUUGACCUGCCUGACAGACCACCAAAGCAGUCUGCCUACUUCUACUCCAGUGUCAUUGAGAAAAAUGGUUUUGCCUCAAGAAAGCAGUUUCUCUCUGCACCAGAGCUGAAGAAUGUAAAGACAAACAAAGUUACCUCAAUGCCACCUUCAACUGUCCCAUCCCAAGCCAAAACUGUUUGGGGUAAAUUCUCAAGCCAAACCAAUUUUCAAAGAAAACUCUACCACUAUGGCACUUUCCCUGACGGCUUCAGCUGGGGAGUAUCGUCUUCAGCUUACCAGGUAGAAGGGGGGUGGAACGCUGAUGGGAAAGGGCCAAGCAUCUGGGAUACAUUCACUCAAACACCUGGAAGCAUUCCUGGCAAUGCUAAUGGCAAUGUGGCCUGUGACAGCUACAACAGACUUGAUGAAGAUCUCUACAUGCUUCGAGCUCUGCAGGUGAAGUCCUACAGAUUCUCCGUGUCUUGGUCCAGAAUCUUCCCCGAUGGUCGGCAUACAUCCCUGAACCAGAAAGGUGUUGAAUACUACAACAGACUCAUAGACGGCCUCUUAGCAAACAACAUCACUCUAAUGGUGACACUCUACCACUGGGACCUUCCUCAAGCUCUGCAAGAUGUUGGUGGCUGGGAGAGUGAAGACAUGAUUGACAUUUUUAAUGACUUUUGUGACUUUUGCUUCGCCACCUUUGGAGACAGGGUGAAAUUCUGGAUGACGUUCAACCAGCCACAAACAAUUGCAUGGAGAGGAUAUGGACUUGAGGAUAUGCCCCCAAAUGUUGAGAAUCCAGGAAUUGCUCCCUACAGAGUUGCACACAACCUCAUAAAGGCACACGCCAAGGCUUAUCACACAUACGAUGUUAAGUAUCGCAAAUCCCAAGGUGGUCUCGUAUCAAUUGCCCUCAAUGCUGACUGGGUUGAACCGAUAUAUGUUCAUGUCCCACGUGAAGUGGUGGCCGCUGACCGUGCUCUGCAGUUCCAACUGGGUUGGUUUGCACACCCAAUUUUCAAGAAUGGUGACUAUCCUGAUGCAAUGAAGUGGCAAGUUGGAAACAAAAGUGAACUCCAAGAUCUCUCAGAGACAAGACUGCCGACCUUUACAGAAGCAGAAAACACUUUCAUCAAGGGAACAGCUGAUGUGUUCUGUGUUAAUCACUAUACUACAAAGAUUGUAAGCCAUUCAACAGCUAGGCUUUCCCCUCAGUCCUAUCAAUAUGACAAGGACUUGACAGAAGCAGAGGAAGGGGAUUCACCGACUACUGCAAUUAGCCAACAGAGAGCUGUAGCAUGGGGCUUGAGGAGACUUCUAAACUGGAUCAAGGAAGAGUAUGGAGAUCCUGAGAUCUACAUCACUGAGAAUGGAGUCGCUACACACCCUGUGCCUACAGUUGAUGAUACAGAUAGGGUUGAUUUUUAUAAAACCUAUGUUGAUGAGGCUUUAAAAGCCCAUAACCUUGAUGGUGUAAAGCUGAGAGGAUACAUAACAACAUCCCUCAUGGAUUCCUUUGAGUGGCUCCAUGGAUACACUGUUGGAUUUGGGUUGCACCACGUUGACUUCAUGAACCCAAACCGGCCAAGGACACCCAAACGCUCUGCUCACUUGUACAACCAAAUUAUAAAAAACAAUGGCUUCCCCAUACCAGAUGAUGAGAGGACGCUUUAUGAAGAGUUUCCUAAUCAUUUUAACUGGAGCACUGCCAGUGCCGCUCACCAGAUUGAAGGGAGCUGGAGAGCAGAGGGAAAAGGACUGAGUAUCUGGGAUAAGUUUGCUCAUACACCACAAAAAAUAGCCAACAGUGACAAUGCUGACAUUGCCUGUGACAGUUACAACAAGAUUGAUGAGGAUGUGGCAGUGUUAAAGAAACUGAAGGUGACCCACUACCGCUUCUCCAUAUCCUGGCCCAGAGUGCUCCCUGAUGGCACCAACAACCACAUCAAUGAAGCUGGACUGAACUACUAUCAUAGGUUACUGGAUGCAUUGGAAGCUGCCAAUAUUCAGCCUCAGGUGACCCUGUACCACUGGGACCUUCCACUGGCUCUGCAGAGAGUGGGGGGCUGGGAGAACGAAACGAUUGUUGAGAGAUUCAGAGAUUAUGCAGAGGUUUUAUUCAGCAGAUUAGGAAGCAAAGUGAAGUUCUGGAUCACUCAUAACGAACCUUACAUUGCAGCCAACCUUGGCUAUGGAUAUGGUACCUUUGCUCCAGGCAUUAGUGGCAAGCAGUACAUUGCAGCUCAGAACCUGAUCAAGGCCCAUGCUGAGUCUUGGCACCUCUACAACGACAACUUCAGAGCAAAACAGGGCGGCAUGAUCUCCAUCACCAUUAAUUCUGAUUGGGCAGAGCCAAAGAACCCAUACAAGCAAGAGGACGUGGAUGCAGCCAGACGCUACUUACAGUUUUUCAUUGGCUGGUUUGCCAAUCCCAUCUUCAUUGGUGAUUAUCCUGAAAUAAUGAAAACAAUCAUUCGUGACAGAAGUCUUGCAGCAGGUCUUUCUAAGUCAAGGCUUCCUGAGUUCACUCCUGAGGAAAUCCAGAGGAUCAAAGGGACUCAUGAUUACUUUGGCUUAAACCACUACUGCUCAGUUCUGUCAUUCCCCGUAGAUUUUGGAAACAGCAGUUAUGACGCUGACAGGGGCACUGGGGCCGCCCACGACCGCACCUGGAUCGAGUCAGGCUCCUUCUGGCUUAAGAUCACUCCAUUUGGAUUUAGGAAACUCCUGGCGUUUAUCAAGAAUGAGUACGGAAACCCACCGGUGUAUGUGACAGAGAAUGGCAUCUCAGAACGAGGAGCAGUCGACCUGAAUGACAUCCACAGGAAGCAUUACUAUGAGCAGUACAUUAACCAAGCUCUGAAAGCCAUAGUUUUAGAUGGAGUAGACCUGAAAGGAUACACAGCCUGAUCUUUGAUGGACAACUUUGAGUGGGCUGAAGGUUAUGUGGAGCGGUUUGGGCUUUUCUUUGUGAACCGCUCUGAUCCAAACCUUCCUCGCAUCCCUAAAAACUCAGCCUCUCGUUAUGCCUCCAUCAUCACCUGCAAUGGUUUCCCAGACCCAGCUCUCGGGCCCCAUGAAUGUCCGAACCCUGAAGACAUAGCUUCCCACCACGGCUACAGCGCCGAUGACUGUGUCGACCAACCUCGAUCAUCCGUGGGUCCUUAUGGGAGCAAAACCCAACGCAUCAGCCUGCUCUUCACUUUUCCAUCUUUCCACGGAGACAAGACCAGCCGUCAACUGGACAUUCCGCUGGCCAACAGGUUCCUGAUCCUGGACAUGCAGGAUUUUCCUCCACUGGGGGAACAACCAAGAAAUUGGGGCCCAUCGUCAUCCUCUCGCCACAGGUUGUUGAGGGAGUGUUCAGGAGAGGCUCUGCUGGACCCGUUUCCCUUGUUAAGGCUGGAGGCUCUCCAGUCCGCUGUGGCGCCCUCGCUGCAGCCCUCAGCAGCUGCAGCAGCACAUCCAUCUUCGGCGUCCAGGGAGCCCUUGGUGGCACCGCCUCCAUCCACAAUUAUAAUCGGAGACUCCAUUAUAAGGAAUAUUAAGUCAAAGCUGGCUAUAACUUUCUGCUUUCCGGGAGUUAAAUUCUCUGACAUAGUUUGGGUCAUCCCUGGCCUGCUUGCACAUCACCCGUCUGUGAAGUAG
Cheilinus undulatus (humphead wrasse) is the source of this 5961-nucleotide messenger RNA. Its product is annotated as lactase-phlorizin hydrolase-like. Gene Ontology annotation, biological process: carbohydrate metabolic process. Lineage: Eukaryota; Metazoa; Chordata; Actinopteri; Labriformes; Labridae. Gene Ontology annotation, molecular function: hydrolase activity, hydrolyzing O-glycosyl compounds. The record is from RefSeq and is a predicted model, not a curated record.